AUGGACAGCAUCGAAACCAAAGGAUUGUCCUUCGGUACUGACAUGGUAGGCAUGCCGCCGCCGCCGCCCCCACCUCAACAUCUGUUCGGUUCAGACUCUGAGGAAGACGGUUCCCGUUCUGGCCAAAGCUUGGGUCUUUCCUCCGAUCCAUCACCCAACAACACUGUAGGAGAUCCAGACCCCAUCUCUCUGAGUGAGGACCUUAAGCUCUAUUUGGGACAGAUGAUCCAUAUGGCUCAGCCAUUUGACUUACAUGUCACCUUGUCAGAUCCCAAGCCUAGGGACAAGCUCUUGAGCAAACUUUAUUUGGAUCAAGGGCAAGGAGAUUUCCCAAAGGAAGUGAUACUCUCCACCCUUAGGCUCAAAGUACUUCCAUCUGCUGUUCUGCAAAAUAACCACACAGAGAGCUUGAAUUUAGACCGGAACAAAUUAAAACAUCUCAAUGGGAUUUCAAAGCUCUGCAACCUGAAAACAUUGAUUCUGUCUAAAAAUGAAAUAGCAGACUUUCCAGAGGAAAUCAGGAACUUGGUCCAUCUGGAGAAACUACAACUCAAUCAGAAUCAAAUCCGGAUCAUCCCAGAAGGGGUCUUUUCCUGUUUUCCCAAGCUGAAGCAUCUCCGGUUGAAUAACAACCGCCUAGAUGGCCUUCCCAAAGAUCUGGUUGCCUGCAGUCACACUCUACAAUACCUCAACCUGUCCAACAACUUAUUCCUUGCUAUCCCUCUGGUGGUCUUGGAACUUAAAAGGUUGCAAGAGUUCUAUGUGCAGAAUAAUUUGGUGCGCCAGCUUCCUGUGGAGUUGUUCAAAGAACUGUCACUCCAGAUGUUCAAGGUAAAUGGGAACCCACUGAGGGAACCUCCAUAUGAAGUCUGUGCAGGAGGCAUCAAGCAAAUUAUAAGUUACUUCAACCAGCUGCAGAGGUGUCAAGCUGAAGAGGACAGGAGAGUCAAAACAAUGUUCCUUGGGUCAUCCUUGGCAGGGAAGUCUACCAUUUGCAGAAGCCUUAAAGAAAGCCAAGUUGUUUGUAUACCAGAAGAAGAGAGGACAGUUGGGAUUGAGAUUAGUGAGUUCCAUAUCCAAGAUUUCACCUUUCUUUUUUGGGACUUUGCUGGCCAGUUGGAGUACUAUAUGACUCAUCACGUGUUCAUCACCCCACAGGCACUUGUCAUCUUGGUCAUUAAUUUUCAGCAGUACCAGCUUAGCAAUGACUCUUUCAAAGAACUUGUUGGGUUUUGGAUCAACAACCUCUUUAUGAGAGUGCCAAACUCUGUAGUCCUCCCAGUUGGGACUCACAUAGAUUCCUGUUGUGAGAGGGAGGUAGAAGAGAAGAAACAGGACAUCAUGUGCAAGAUCCAAGGGAUGCUGGAGGAGAGGAGGACCACGCUGGCCCACUUCAUUGCCAACGUGGAGAGCAACGAGGAAUCAGAGUUCUAUGUGGACCAGUGGAAUAGACUGAAAGAAAUGGAGAACUGCAGCCUAACGAUUUUAGAUCUUGUUCCUGUCAAUUGUAUGGAUUACAAGGACAUCAAAACACUCGAAGGUACAAUUUUGGACCAUGUCAAGAAUGAAGAAAUAUUCCCUAACAUUGUCCAAGUACUUCCCCUUGUUUAUAAGCAAGUGGAAGCUGCAAUUGUGGAGAUUGUGGAAAGAAAGGAAGACGUGGCAGAGCAUGGUAUGAUGGAUCGUGGUCUUUUAUACAGUGAGCUUUCUUGCCAAGAUAACCUAACUUUCCUGGAUGAAGAGCUUUUGCAGGACAUCCUGCGAUACCUCCACCGCAUUGGACUAAUUGUAUGGUAUGAAGAGGUCAAGCAGCUGGAAAACACCGUGUUUCUACAUCCAACUAUUUUGAUAACCAUAUUUAAAACUCUUGUCCGGUAUGGUCUGGUGCAGCAGUUGGAAAGCAUUGAUGUGGACAUUUUGAUUGGAGAAUGCGCCACCAUUCGAGACCGGGCCAAUUGGGUGUGGACUUUUAAGGACAAGGCCAUGCUGGGCCAGAAAGCCGUGAGGGCCUUGCUCAAGCACCAGCUCUAUCUGGACGGAAUGAGAGAUGUGUUUGAAGAGAUGGUGGGCAGCAGAUCCCACAAAGGAAAGCUGUUCAGCCUCCUGGAGCACUUUGAGAUCUGCCUGGAAGUCAGAAACACCAAAGGACUGGAUCCAAGAGCUAAAGUGUUUGUGCCUGGGAAAGCAUGGAAAACUCUACAAAGCCAUGAGGAGGCUCACUAUUUAUUUCCUACCUAUCUCAACCAGAGCGCAGAGGUUUCAUCCAGGUGGGGAGAUGAUCACUCAGAUGACCUUCAGAUCCGGGUGUAUUUUUCCCCAGAGAUUCCAGAAGGUUUCUUCCAGAGGCUUACGGUGAAAGCUUGCUGUUUCUUUUCAACUCACUGGGUUGCAAAAGCAAUGUGCCUGUUCAUAAGCAGUGCCAAACCACUACUGAUCAAAGCACACAACCAAAAAGGAUAUAGCUAUAUUGAACUCAGGUGCAGAAAACCAGUGGAGCGGGCAGGAUUCCAAUUGUCCUGGGAUUUCAUCAUGACAAUAAUCUCUAUCAAUCAUAAACUCUUGGAAGAGUGGCCUGGUCUUCAUCUCUGUAUAAAGGCACCAUGUCGGACAGUGUUAUGUCCUGCAGAAUUUGUUUGGCCAGAUGUGGAUGACAGGAACACUGUGUACGUAUCAUAA
This is a messenger RNA of Euleptes europaea (tarantolino), 2676 nucleotides long. Its product is annotated as malignant fibrous histiocytoma-amplified sequence 1 homolog. Gene Ontology annotation, molecular function: protein binding. The coding region runs from base 1 to 2676 and encodes 891 amino acids. The record is from RefSeq and is a predicted model, not a curated record. The transcript is spliced from 8 exons. Lineage: Eukaryota; Metazoa; Chordata; Lepidosauria; Squamata; Sphaerodactylidae.